Molecule: messenger RNA, 3101 nt
Organism: Salvia hispanica
Lineage: Eukaryota; Viridiplantae; Streptophyta; Magnoliopsida; Lamiales; Lamiaceae
Product: Pentatricopeptide repeat (PPR) superfamily protein
Biological process (GO): RNA modification
Molecular function (GO): protein binding; zinc ion binding; RNA binding
Source: RefSeq, a predicted model, not a curated record
GCUGCCUUGCCGCCGGAUUCAUGAUUUUGAGCGUUUGAAUCUCCAAGAAUUUCGGCUAUACUGAUGUCCGCCGCAAAAGCUGUAUAUCCCAUUCAAAUACUCCGGCAAACGGUGGAUAUCAGUGCCUUGGCCAAUAAUUACGCCGCCAAGCUUCAUCUAUGCCACCAACGCGGCCCUUCCGGCCACCAUAUCGCCGCCGGAAUCCAUGCCCACAUGAUUGCAUCCGGUUUCGUUCCACGCGGCCACAUUCGUAACCGUUUGAUUGACAUUUACAGCAAAUCCUCUCGUUUGGGCUACGCAGAGAAACUGUUCGAUGAAAUUCCCGAACCAGACAUUGUUGCAAGAACCACUAUGAUCGCAUCAUAUUCUGCUUCUGGGAGCCCCAAUUUGGCCAAACAGAUAUUCGAGAAAACCCCGCUGAGAAUCCGAGACACGGUCUGCUACAAUGCCAUGAUCGCUUGCUAUUGCCAUAGCAACGACGGCCAUGCUGCCGUUCGUCUCUUCAGUGAGAUGAGGCGGAAGAGGUUUGAACCCGACUGUUUCACUUUCACAAGCACGCUUGCAGCUUUGGCGCUUGUAGCCACUCGCGAGGAGCAAUGCGAUCAGAUGCAUUGCGUUGUGCUUAAAUCCGGCUGCGGUUUGGUUACUUCUGUUUUAAAUGCACUCUUAUCUGCUUAUGUCAAGUGUGCGUUUUCUCCCUUCGUGUCUUCUUCUUCGCUUUUUGCCUCUGCGAGGAAACUGUUUGAUGAGAUGCCGGUAAAGGAUGAGCUGUCGUGGACAACGAUGAUCACAGGGUAUGUGAGAAACAAAGAUCUUGAUGCUGCUAGAGAAUUUUUUGACUCGAUGGAUCAAGAUUUGGUGGUGGCGUGGAAUUCUAUGAUUUCGGGAUAUGUACAAGAGGGGUUGGUUGUGAAAGUCUUUGAGAUGUUCAGAAAAAUGCAGUCUUUAGGGGUUAAAUACGAUGAUUUUACCUACACCAAUGUGUUGAGCGCUUGUGCUGAUUCGAGCUUGAUUCUUCAUGGUAAGCAGAUUCAUGCGUACAUUCUUCGGAUAGAGGCAAAACCCCCAACGGAUUUCAUGGUUUCGGUGACCAAUGCCUUGAUCACUUUAUAUUGGAAGUGUGGUAAAGUUCACCAAGCAAGAAACAUUUUUGAUGCCGCUUGCACCAAGGAUCUUGUUUCAUGGAACGCGAUGUUGUCAGCUUAUGUGAGUGUGGGGGAAAUUGACAAGGCGAAAGCCAUUUUUGAUGAGAUGUAUGAGAAAAACGUUUUAGCGUGGACAGUUAUGAUAUCAGGGUUAGCACAACACGGCUUAGGCGAAGAAGCUUUGAAACUUUUCAAUAGGAUGAAGUCUUGCGGGCUUGAGCCGUGCGACUAUGCAUUUUCAGGCGCUAUUACCUCUUGCGCUGUGCUUGCGUCUUUGGAACAAGGGCGUCAGCUCCACGGCCAGCUUAUCCGACUUGGCUUUGACUCGAGCCUUUCAGCAGGAAAUGCUCUUAUAACAAUGUAUGCAAGAUGCGGUGCUCUUGAUGCCGCAUACAAGGCUUUUCUCACAAUGCCGUGUCUCGACUCUGUGUCGUGGAAUGCAAUGAUAGCAGCACUUGGGCAACACGGGCAUGGGGCCAAAGCAACGGAGUUAUACGAAGAGAUGCUGGAAGAACGCAUUUUGCCUGAUAGGAUAACGUUCCUCACGGUCCUCUCUGCUUGUAGUCAUGCCGGUUUAGUUGAUGAAGGAAAGAAAUACUUCGAAUCCAUGAAGGAAGUAUAUGGAAUAACUCCCUGUGAAGAUCAUUAUGCACGACUCGUUGAUUUGUUGGCUCGAGCUGGGCGAUUAACCGAAGCUCAAAAUGUGAUCCAGACCAUGCCUUUUGAGGCCGGGUCACAAAUUUGGGAGGCUUUACUUUCUGGCUGCCGUCUUCAUGGAAACAUGGACUUAGGCGUCCGUGCUGCUGAAAAUCUCUUUGACAUGAUUCCGAAGCAUGAUGGCACGUAUAUCCUUUUGGCUAAUAUGUUUGCUGCUGCAGGGCGGUGGGAUAGUGUUGCCACAGUCCGUAAAUUUAUGAGGGAUCGAGGAGUGAAGAAGGAGCCGGGGUGUAGCUGGCUCGAGGUUGAGAAGAAGGUUCACGUGUUUUUGGUUGACGAUGCUGUGCACCCUGAGAUUCAUCAAGUGUAUAGAUAUUUGGAGGAGUUCGUUUUGAGGUUAAGGGAAUUGGGAUACGUUCCGGAUACUAAGUAUGUAUUGCACGAUAUAGUGCCGGAACAAAAGGAGCAGUCGUUAUCCACUCACAGUGAGAAGUUGGCGGUCGUUUAUGGACUCCUGAAGCUUCCUCGUGAAGCCACCAUUAGAGUCUUCAAGAACCUGCGUAUUUGUGGGGACUGCCACAAUGCAAUCAAGUUCAUGUCGAAAGCUGAGAGUAGAGAGAUUAUUGUUAGAGAUGUAAAAAGGUUUCAUCAUUUUAAGGAUGGCGAAUGCUCAUGUGGUGAUUACUGGUGAAGGAAAUGUGUCGGUGAGCAAUCGAGCCAUCCUCGAUCUCAGGAAUUGCUGCCACCUCCUUAACUCUCGUAUUCCCUAAAGCAAGACUACUUGUUGCAUUGCUCCUUUUAGUGAAGUUCUUGACUUGCAGAGUUGAUCUAAUCUUCUGGUCGCGAUCGAACGUCCAUGUUCCGUGGCAUCAGAGCAAAUACUUCUUCAAGUGCAAUGUUUUAUGCAACUGUGGAAUACACAACCUGAGCUCUGUGGCGAUGAGGAGCCUAUUAAUCAAGGGGAUGAGAUCGAAUCAAUAAGGGAAGCAGAAGAAACGAGACGAGAGGAAGAUGCAGCGAAGUUGAAAGAGCAAUGUCGCUUGGAGGCACUUGCAACGACGAAUGAGGCACGCGAAAGGUAAAAAAAAAAGGAAGCAGACAAGACGCAACGAUCAAUCGGAUCGUGUGUUUUUAAAUAUGCAUAGGGACGAGUCCUCCAAAUUUUGUCUCCUAUUCCGAUUGAUGAUGAGAGGUGAGAGAUUUUCUUGAUUUGUAUGGGAUGUUGCUAUGAAUAUGCCACUGGGUUCAGUUGCUCUGUCUCUACUCCAAUUGAAGCUAUGCUCAACUUUAUUUUCUAUA